Trypanosoma conorhini is the source of this 1479-nucleotide messenger RNA. RefSeq lists its product as uncharacterized. The record is from RefSeq and is a predicted model, not a curated record. Bases 1 to 1479 code for a protein of 492 amino acids. The transcript has a single exon. Lineage: Eukaryota; Euglenozoa; Kinetoplastea; Trypanosomatida; Trypanosomatidae.
AUGACGACGGCGGUGAACGCGGAGGGCGAUAAGGGGGUGCUCCUCUUUGAGCGUCCGAGGUACUUGGGCCGGGGCGUUGAGGUGUUCAACGCGGACGACGUCCCCGUCACGCCGUGUGGCUCUUUUCUCCAGCCAGAUGAGUAUCCGAGCAAAAUUAGCAUCAAUGAGACCUUUUCCAUUGAUUUUCAGAGCCCGGGGAGUCUGCAGAUGCCGUUGGGUUCGAUUGCGUCGUGCGCCGACGUUGGAAGCGCGACGCAGACGCAGUGCCCUGACGAAUCCUGCUCUUUUUUCAUACGCAGAAGCGCGGACUCCGGCCAAAAGGCUUCACAGCACCAGUUCCGCCGCGUUCUUCUUAUUGGACCCCAGGGGCUUCUCGCCGCCCACGUAACGGCAAGGCUCCUGAAAAACGGCCACCACGUGAGACUGCUGGAACGCGACUACCGUGGCAAAAGCGCCCUCCACGGUUUAGCGACCCUUAUUGAAACACGCCCCUCCCGUCUCUCCUUGUUUUACGAGGACGACCUUUCGUUGGCUGUGGCAGACUGCGACGCCGUGGUCUACGUUGACGGACCCAAUACUUCGGACAUUCUUGAUGAGAAUGAGAUUGAGCACCGGUUUGUCACAUCCAUACAAGAUGUAUUUCUCUCCAUACGCUCCAGCGGCCAGAGCGUCAGACGGGUGGUCUUGAUUAGCCCUGCCUCCGCCAUUUUCCCUGUCGAAACAAGUUUGGUCGCCAAAGCACGAAGUCUGCAACGUGGGCAAGCGGCCGCCCUACGGGAGGCUGAGCGAAUAUCCUACAAGGCAGGUGUGCCGCUGACCGUGAUUCUCCCUGCCAUGGUGGUGGGCCCCUCACUUCUGGGGGAGAGUGACAGCAACGUUCAGGCCCUGGUGCGGUUCGCGGAGCAGCGACGCCGCUUUACGUCUCCUUUGCAUUACAAUAUUGUGGACGUCCGAGAUGUGGCGGAGGCGUGUGCGUUGGUGCUCAUGGCGCCCAAGGCAGAAUACCAGAAGUACAUUCUUUCCGGCGGAGAAAUGAGCCUGGCGCAGCUUGCCUGCACCCUCCACGAGUGUAUUCCCUUGCUGUCUCCGCCCAGACGACCCCUACCCGUUUGUUUAACGAGGUUCCUGUAUUACGUUGGUAUUCUUCGCAUGCUCGGUUUUGAUUUUUGCGAGUGCGUCGCGGCGGAACGGAUUGGUUGGAGCUACGCGCUAAGCAGCCUCAAGGCUCAGCAGGAGCUCACAAUGCAGCUGCGAAGUGCCCCGGCGGCCGUCGUCGCCGCAGUGGCAUGCGCAAUGCAUGUGCCGGCGGCGACGCCGCAGCCGCGCCUUGUCACCGCCCACGUCGUACCAUUGAAGAGGAACGACGCGCAGCUACCCCGGUUUUGUAAAGUACUUCACCUUGCCUUUCUUUCGUCGCUCUUUGGCACGAUUGGCUUUCUCGCUGGGAGGUACUUUUACACUCGACGCACACCGGCCUGA